AGCGGCUGCAGACCUUCUGGAGCUGGAAUAACCUUCCAGUCUGCAACGUACUUCUCAGGUAAACGGACCAUCCAGCCCAUGCAGAAGAAUGGCAGGAUGGAAGUUUUUACUCCAUAUGAUGCAGAUAUCUGCGAUUACGAUGACUUUGUUACAAGUGCAGGUCAUAAAUGGGCAGCACGUGGCAGAAGACUCUUGUACUAUUCAGAUCCUUGUCCCUGGACUCAAAGGAGAACCAGGAGACAAAGGGCAAAAAGGAGCGCCUGGCAGACCAGGGAGAGUCGGCCCUGCAGGAGAGAACGGACAACCUGGGCUUAAAGGACAAAAAGGAAAUAUGGGACGCCAUGGAAAAUUUGGGCCAAGUGGAAUAAAAGGAGUUAAGGGUGACAUGGGCGACCCUGGUCCACAAGGCCCUAACGGAGAGCCAGGUGUUCCUUGUGAGUGCGCAGCGAUGAGGAAGGUGAUUGGAGAAAUGGACAUUGCUGUGGCCCAGCUGUCCUCAGAACUGACCUUCAUUAAAAAUGCACUGCCCUCCCCUGCAGCUGUUGCAGGCAUAAAAGAGACAGACAGUAAGGUCUAUCUGUUGGUGAAGGAGGAGAAGCGCUACGCCGACGCAGAGGCUCACUGCCAGGCGAGGGGAGGGCACCUGGCCAUGCCGAAGGACGACGGAGCCAACGGCGCCCUCGCGGGCUACAUAACGGCAGCGGGCCUGAGCAGAGUCUAUAUCGGCCUUCACGACCUGGACCGCGAAGGCGUGUUCAACUACGUGGACCGCUCUCCCAUGACCACCUUCAGCAAGUGGAGGAAAGGGGAGCCUAACAACGCCUAUGACGAUGAGGACUGCACUGAGAUGUUGGCCUCUGGGGAGUGGACGGAUGUGGCGUGCAAUCCGACCAUGUUCUUCAUUUGUGAAUUUGACAAAGACUCCGUGUGAUUGUGAUCAACAAGCUGGGAGAGAACGUGGGGGAAAGCAGGCACAACUUGAUGCACUGUUUGACGUCAAGCCUUCCUGUAAAUAACAAGACAACGACCUGCGAGUUGUACAAACAAGAGGAUGUUCUGUUUUAUUAUGGAUCUAAAAAGCUAUUUAUUUCUGAGCUUUCAGGAUCCUGAAGUUUGUUUUAGAUUCUUUGCGUUCUAAUCAAAUCCUCGGUACUACAUCCUGUAAUUCUUUAACCUUCCCAGCUACAGGCCCGUGUAUUGAGUUUUUAUGGUAUGCAAAUAUCCUGUAGGAGUCUCAUUGACUAACAGGGCAAAUAAGCAGCGCGCUAUAGAUUGUGUGGAGAAAUAUCCAAUUAAAAAACACAUUUUGGUUCCAGUUGAGUGCUUUUAAUCAAACAAAUAGAAUGCUGCAUGCAUUCUGCAUUUAUAUUCAACGUGAUAAGAAAUGUGCAGGUUGUACAAUAAACAUUGAUGGAUACAAAGCAAAGAAAAACAGGACAUUAUUUCCUACUGCUGAGCACGGUGUUUUAGUUUAUUGCUGCAUCUGUGCAAAAGCCUCAGACUGACUGUAACCAGAGGAGAACUGCUCGACAGAUAGCCUUGACGGGGGAGAAUUUCACAUCACUCUACUUCUUAAAAACUUCUAAAGGUUACCACGAUGCGCUACGUGUGUGUAAUACGUUAAUUCAUCAGGGCAAACAAACACAGAAGCUGCA
Molecule: messenger RNA, 1655 nt
Organism: Fundulus heteroclitus (mummichog)
Lineage: Eukaryota; Metazoa; Chordata; Actinopteri; Cyprinodontiformes; Fundulidae
Gene: colec11
Product: collectin sub-family member 11
Exons: 7
Coding region: 89-931 (280 amino acids)
Source: RefSeq, a predicted model, not a curated record